UCGUUUUUGUACCGCGUUCGCAUCUCAGCGCCCAUCACCAUCAUCAGAAAAAUACAAAAAAAAAAAAAAAGAAGAAGAAGAAGUGUAUCUAUGAAGUAUUUACAUCUUCAUGUGUAUCCAUCCAUUUAUGUGUAUUUAGUAUAAAAAUUAUUACAAAACCAAUACUAUAACAAUUAAAUACUACUACUAUCUCCAAUACCACCUCUCAAUAUACACCCAGAAUAGAUGUGAGAAAAAGAUAGAGAGAGAUUUUAUUUUUUUUUUUUUUGUAAAAACAUAAUCGACGACUUCUCUUCUAGUAACGAAAUACGCGCUCGCUCCGCUCAACGCAAACUCAAACGCAUCCGCGCAUCUCGAGUACUUAAUAUAUUUUUUACCCGACGUCGAUUUACAGAUCUUUCCCAUCGCGUGUGAGAGAAGAUAAGAAUAAUUUAUAUAGUUUUUUUGUGUGUUCUUAACGAAUUUGAAAAAAAAAUCCAACUCAAAGUGAUAGUGAAGAAAAAAAGUAUAUUUUUGUGUUUUUGAGAAGUGCCGAGGAAGAAAAUAGUGUAUUUUUAUCAAAUUGUGUCUCGAAAACGGAGAAAAAGUGAUUUUCUAAGUCUAUGGACUGUUAAAAGCUACUUUAAACUAAAAAUAAUUUCUCAAAAACGGUGAAAACUACGUUAGAAACGGUUAAAAACACAGUUUUUUGAAAAAUAAAUAGCAGCCAAGUUGUUGAAAAUCAUUCAAAAUAUAUUUAACACAGUUGAAAUAGGUCAGAAACCCUUAAAUAAGUGUUUGAAACACUCAAAAAUACCGUUUUCCAACUCAUUCUUGGAUAAAAUUUUCAAAAACAGUUUUAAAAAAACAUAAAACCCACAAAUUGACUGUCAAAAACCUUCGAAAACAAGUCAAAAACGUUAGAAAACUCGUUUUUCAUUUUCAAAAAUCAAUAACAAUUUAUUAAAAUACUUCAAAAACCCCAUAAAUACUCUGAAACACCUGAUUCUCUCCAAAAAUACUCAUAUUUUUCGAUUAAACCUAAUAAAAAAAACUCAUCAUAAACACCUCCCUAGUGACAAAAAAUGUUGUCUAAACGAAAACUACUCAACUGUCAAACUUUCGAUUGAAACAAACAGAAAAACACUUCAAGGAUAUCCCCGUCAUCUUUUUGAACAAUUUUUUAUAUUUUUAUAAAAAUUGGUUAAAUUGUAACAAUGAAGAUCAUCUAUCGGCACGAUUCCAAUUAUAUUCUGCGACAAUUUACACAUACCCGUGAUAUAGUACAUUUGGAGCGCCCUCUAGGAGAUAUUACUAAGUGGCACAAGGUCACUGCUUGUUAAAAGGAUUACAUAAAACAAAAUCAUAAAAAAAAAAAUCUUUUGAAAAAUCAUUUCGAAAACUCGAAAAUAAAAACCAAAAUAGGUUUUGAAAAACAAUCAAAAACAAACACAAAAACAGUGGAUUUUUUGUAUUUUAACUUUGAAACGGGGGGUGGCUUCACACAGGACGCCAUGUAUGCGCGAGAAUUGCGCAAAUGGAGUCUAAAGUAUCACAUGUCCUAUUUGUGGCUAUCGGCUAUAGUCACAAUGCUAUUACUAAUAAUCUACUGCCCAAAUGCAGCUACAAGUAUGCAUCUGCCAAUAAAUACAAAGACGAAAGACCCAGCCCUGCGGUUAUCCACCAUACCAUCAUCCCAGUCACAUCAGCAGCAGAUAGGUUCCACAUCAGAUAGCAAUAGCUUCAACUGGUGGCUGGAUAGACUGAGUUCGAGCUCAAGUUCGAGCCCCAUCAUCAGUAAUAGCAAUAGACAACAAUUACUUAAUACAAACAUCGACAGCAUAACAACUAGUAGUAAUCUAAGUAGUAGCAUUAUAAGCAAUAAUAAAAAUAAUAUUUUAAAUAGUUAUAAUAAUCAUCAUAAUAAUCCGUUAGCAGUAUUUAGUGAUUUAAGAAAUCACAAUGCCAGAGCUAGAGCUCCUGUUAACGAUAACCAUAAUAACCACCACCUCCAUCAACACCAUCACCACAACCACCAUCAAGAAGCCACCACCGCAGUAGCAGCAUCAGCCACAGAUAGCAUCCACAAUAGAAUCCACAAUGUUCCAAAUGCAAAUAGUCAAAUAAAUUUUAACGCCCCCUAUGCAUCAAAUAGUUUAACUAAGAAUGCAUACGAUUUUAGUAGUAGUAAUAGUAGGAGAAGCAAUAAAUUAAGAAGACAUACCAACAACCAACCAAAUGCGAAUUAUCACAGUCCAGUUCGGGUGGCGGCAGACAGUCAGAGUCCCAGUCAAAGGCAAAGUCCUGUACCCUAUACCGUAUUGCCCCACUCGUCGACAGUGCAACGAUAUGCGAUUACAGCUUAUCAUGUGCCACCGGAAUCCUUGCCGCCCUUAACCGAGUUCGAUCAGCAUCAGAGGAGGCGACUUUUGUUGCGGCAACAAGCUCGCAACCGGACAAUGAUGCUGGCGGCUCGUAGUCGGAGGGAUUCGGCAACUUCAGGGGUUCCACUUGGAUACCUUCGGAACGCACCCACUGGCAGCUAUACCACCAAUUUUAACAACAACAACAACAAUCAUCAAAAACAUCACAACAAAAACAACAACAACAACAACAACUAUCAUCACAAUCGUAAACGACCGCGUCGCUAUUGUUCAGCUCGAGAUCCCGCGCAACUAGCUUUCGAAGCACCGACCGUCUUCGAGGGUAAAAUCAUCUCGAUGACUCGCGAUCGGCGAGCGAAUUUCUCCGUCACCGUCGAUGUAAAAGAGGUCUUUAAGAAGCAAAUUGGAUUUCGGUUGCAGAAAUAUGUGCGACUUAAUUUCGCGUAUCGCAAUUCGAGCGCCGAAUGCGACAUCUAUCGGGAGUUUUUGCGACCGCGUGGGCUAGUGCGUGGCGAUGAGCUAGAACAGGGCAGGGUUUAUGUGAUGUUUGUGCAACAAAGCGAUUCCAGUAAUUUUACAAUAUUGGGCCAGCCAAUUCGAAAAACACAGCACGUUAUUCAGGCGGUUAAAAAAGCUGUGAGCGAUAAAUAUGCACAGCUCGCAUCGAUAAAGUCAAUAACAGCCAGCAAUCGAACUGUGGAAAAUGGCAAGGAAUUGCGAAUUGUGUGCAAAGUGCAAGGACAGCCCCCGCCAAAGGUCACAUGGUUUAAGGAUCACAAAUCGAUAAAUCGAAAUCGGAGAUUAUAUCAAUUUAUUCAUUAUAAGAGGAGAUCGGAACUGAUUAUUAGAUCUUUCAAUAGUUCGGAUGCUGGGAGAUACGAAUGCCGAGCAAAGAACAAGGUUAAUCAAAAUCUGGAAAGGAGAGCUAUAGUGAUAAAGGCUUAUCCCAUGCCAAGAUAUGAUACACCAACUCAACAAUCCGGUGGAAAGUGUCCAGAAGAUGCAUAUGAAUUUUGUUUCAAUGGAGGCACCUGCAAAUUUUUCACGGAAAUUGGUUCCUACUCAUGCGUCUGUCCUGAAGGCUUCAUCGGAGAACGCUGCGAUCGUAAGGAAGUAAAUCACAUGCCACCCAUUCCAACAUUUAAUACCGGUUACAUGGCUGACGACCCGAAUGCUUUCGAUGACGAUUUUACCAAUAGCGAUUCAGACGAAACUAACGAAGAUGAUAUUGAAGAUGACGAAUUUUUCAACCUGCCCACGAAAGAUCAAUUUUAUAAUAAAUUAACUUAAAAUAAACGAAAAUUUAAUUAAAAAAUUUAAGAAAUCUAAAUUCCAUGUAAAAAAAACACAAAUAAAUAAAUUACUUAACCGUACAUAAAAUUUUAAAAAAAUUAAAAAAAAAUAUUUAUAACGAAAAAUA
Episyrphus balteatus (marmalade hoverfly) is the source of this 3783-nucleotide messenger RNA. It is a transcript of the gene vn, whose product is annotated as protein vein. Gene Ontology annotation, molecular function: axon guidance receptor activity. The record is from RefSeq and is a predicted model, not a curated record. Gene Ontology annotation, cellular component: neuronal cell body; axon; plasma membrane. Gene Ontology annotation, biological process: synapse organization; homophilic cell-cell adhesion. The transcript is spliced from 6 exons. NCBI's taxonomy places the organism in Eukaryota, Metazoa, Arthropoda, Insecta, Diptera, Syrphidae. The coding region runs from base 1494 to 3653 and encodes 719 amino acids.